Messenger RNA from Pseudophryne corroboree (corroboree frog), 6202 nucleotides. It is a transcript of the gene ARID4A, whose product is annotated as AT-rich interaction domain 4A. Gene Ontology annotation, molecular function: transcription cis-regulatory region binding. NCBI's taxonomy places the organism in Eukaryota, Metazoa, Chordata, Amphibia, Anura, Myobatrachidae. The coding region runs from base 220 to 4146 and encodes 1308 amino acids. Gene Ontology annotation, biological process: regulation of transcription by RNA polymerase II. Gene Ontology annotation, cellular component: nucleus. The record is from RefSeq and is a predicted model, not a curated record. The transcript is spliced from 25 exons.
CAAUGAGAGCUCAGCGAAUACCGGCCAAUAGGACGCUGAGUCUGCUCCCCACGGCGUGAGGAUGAGCCAAUGGUGUUCCGAGAAGGACUGGUUCUGCUCAACAGCUUGUUAUUCCGUCUGUAGCUGCUUGCAGUUCCGUGCCAGGGGGGAGUUGUAGUAUCCGAGUGCCCGUAGUGAACACAAAUCUUCGAGCUGGAAUCCCUCAAAUAACCUUGGACAAUGAAGGCAGCGGAUGAGCCUGCCUACCUAACCGUGGGGACUGAUGUCAGUGCUAAGUACCGGGGUGCCUUCUGCGAGGCAAAGAUUAAAACCGUGAAACGACUGGUGAAAGUUAAGGUAACUUUGAAACAAGAUAGCUCUACACAACUGAUACAGGAUGACCAAGUAAAAGGACCAUUAAGGGUUGGAGCUACAGUUGAAAUGAAAGCACCUGACGGAUCUCUCCAGGAUGCAGUGAUAAGUAAACUGACAGAUGCCAGCUGGUAUACUGUAGUUUUUGAUGAUGGUGAUGAAAGAACUUUAAGACGGACCUCAUUGUGUUUGAAGGGGGAAAGGCACUUUGCAGAGAGCGAGACUUUGGACCAACUGCCGCUAACAAAUCCAGAACAUUUUGGCACUCCAGUCAUUGGGAAAAAAUCUAACAGGGGGAGGAGAUCGUCUCUACCUAUGACCGAAGAUGAGAAAGAGGAAAGUAGCAGCGAAGAGGAGGAAGAGGAUGACAAGCGCAUUGUGGAUGAAUUACUGGGCAAAGUAGUGAGCGUGAACUGCAGCCUGACUAAACAGUGGUACACUGCCCUGGUUGUGGCCCCUAGUUGCAGUGAUGAUGCUACAGUGAAAAAAGACCAGUGUUUGGUUCGAUCCUUUGUAGAUGCAAAAUUCCAUUCAGUUGCAAGGAAAGAUGUUGAAGAACUUGACAUAAAUGCACUAAUGUCUGAGUGCCCUACAAAGCCAGGUGUAAUGGAAGCCAUACCUUUCCUCAAGUCACGGACGGUCCCCGGUAGCUGGAAAAUGGACAUGAGAGAAAUCCUGGAGUCUUCCAGCAGUGAUGAAGAAGAUGGGGAUGCAGAUAUUAGUGAAGGGGAACACAAUAAAGAGGAAGGGGAGGAGGCGGAGCCAGAAGAAGAGGCAGAUCCUCUGGAAAGGGACAACUUCCUUCAGCAGCUCUACAGGUUUAUGGAAGACAGAGGAACACCAAUCAACAAGCCACCAGUAUUAGGUUACAAGGAUCUGAAACUUUUCAAGCUGUUUAGACUUGUUUAUCAGCAGGGGGGUUGUGACAAUAUUGAAAGCGGUGCUGUAUGGAAACAGAUUUAUAUGGACCUUGGCAUUCCUAUUUUGAACUCUGCAGCAUCGUACAAUGUAAAAACAGCAUACAAAAAGUAUUUGUAUGGGUUUGAGGAAUAUUGCCGGUCUGCAGACAUUCAGUUUAGGACUAUUCACCACAAUGACCCUAGACCAGUAGAUGAGAGCCCGGUAACGGAAGAACCAAUGGAAAAUAGUGACAAAACUGAGGCCACAGACCUUCCGGUCAAUGUGAAACUCAAAGAAGAUGAUGAUGAUGAUACAGACUCUAGUAGCGAGAAUGAGAAAGAGGAGACUGACGUUAAAUCGCCAAGGGGGAGGAGAGGACUUAAUUGUAACACAGUUCCAGUCACAAAGAAUCUUGAAGAUAGCGAUAAAAGAAAAGACCACAACAAGGAAAACAAGGAUAUGGAAGAGGAGUUUGACAAAAGUGAGGAAAAAAAGGAAAAUGACACUACCCCAGCAAGGAGGAGCCUAACAUAUAGAAUGAAAGACCGAAGAAGCUGGAAGCAAGAGGACUCUGAGCAAGAGUCUGAUGAGGAUGAUGAUAAGCUAAGUGACAUUUACUCUGGUAUUCUUGAACUGUGCAGGAGGGAAGAAAUGGAACAUAAAGGAGACACUGAAUGCGAGGAGGACUCUGAGGAGACGGAUUGUCUGGCAGGCACCAAAGUUAAGGUUAAAUAUGGGCGUGGCAAAACGCAGAAAAUCUAUGAAGCCAAUAUCAAAAACACUGAGGUAGAUGGAGGAGAGCUGUUAUACCUGGUGCAUUACUAUGGCUGGAAUGUCAGAUAUGAUGAAUGGGUAAAAGCUGACAGGAUCAUCUGGCCUUCAGAGAAACCUGGAUUAAAAAGAAAACUAAAGAAAAGAUCAAAAAACAAAGAUGAAAAUGAAAGAGAGGAAAAGCGAGAGGAAGAGAAGCAGAAAUCGAAGCGGGGGCGGCCUCCAUUAAAGUCCACUCUCCAGUCUAACAUGGCUUGUGUUUUAACCAAGACUCCAAGUAGUGAGGGCAAGACCUCCAGUAAACAUAUGAGAAACAGCCUGCCUGAUAACACUGCCUUAUCAAAUGGAAUCGAAGGAGCAGUUCGGCGACGAACCAGGAGGAGCUCAGGAAUGUACGAUUCUGAUAGAUGCUCUGGUGAUUCUUCAACAUCUGAUAGUGAUUCAGAGGAAAUUAUAGAAAAUUUGUCGAUGAAAGAAGAGUUUCUGCCAAAGGCUGAGAAGGAAUCUGAACAGGUUGAGAGUCUGCUUGAGGACACCAUUGAGCAAGACACUGUGCAAGUUAUUUCUGCUCCAAAAGAUCAGGAAUCCAGCCCGGUAAAGCCAGCACAGACCUUACAGCAAGAAGUGGAAAAAAGUGAACAAGUUGUUCCAAAUUAUGGGAACCAAACAGAACUAAUCGUAGAUAUGAAAGAGGCUGAUAAUAUGCCAAAGCCUAAGGGGAGGAGAAGCAAAGGAAAAGAACCUACUCUAGAGAACACGAAAAUUCUGCCAGUACCUCAGGAAGAUAAUUUGGUGGAACCUAAAGUAGAACCUGAAGUAUUAGACUUUGCACCAUUUGCUUCAUUACAGACGAAGGAGUUGCUCUUUGCUCCUGUGGAAGUGGAUCUUCCAAGUGAUCCACUAACUAAGGAGAAGAAAGCAUGCAAGAGGAAACCAGCAGAAGAGACCUCUCCAGAGAAAAAGUUGCGUGCAGAGUGUGAGCUAGAACUGCCGGUCAUUACGGUAGAAGAGAAACCUGUUGUGUUCAGUGAGACUUCGGAGCCUUUCAACAAAGUUGAGGAAGAGCAGAUGCAAAAUGUAAAUGAGGACAUGCCCUCCUUAACCUCUGAGCUAGAACACAUUCAGAACACUAGAGCUGACGAAUAUGACUUGCCACUGAAUGGUAUCACUAGGGUAUCCUGUAAAGAAGAACCGGAGCAUAUAAUGCCCAUGAUUGGACCAGAGACUCUGGUUUGUCAUGAAGUUGAUUUGGAUGAUGGUGACGAACAGGACAAGGUAGAGGUCAUGGUAACGGAGAUGGACACACAGACCAUACUUGAACCCACACUGCCCCCUACUGUUCCGCCUCAGAGUUACUCUGUGACUUCUCCCCUUGCACUCAGUCAUGAUGAGUCUCACAGCAUAAAGAGUGAGAGUGACAUAACCAUCGAAGUGGACAGUGUGGCAGAAGAAUCACAAGAAGGCCUUUGUGAGAGUGAGUCUGCUAAUGGCUUUGAAGCCAGCACCACUUCUAGCAACUGCAGCAUAACCGUGCAGGAAGCAGAGAUGCCUGACAAAUGCCAUAAACGGAUCAGUGAGAGCAACCUUGGGACACUGGCAAAGAAACAGAAGCGCACACCAAAGCGAAUGAGCGCUUCAGCUAAGGGUGAAAAGAACGGAAUAGGUCAAAGCAGUGACAGUGAAGACCUUUCUGCUCUUGAUACAUCCAGUAAGUGUGCUCCUGAUAAGCACAUACAUGUUCCUAAGCCACAAAAGAUCAUGAGAUCACCAACGAGAGUCUUGUCUCCGCAUACAAAAGAAUUAGAAAAAGACAAGCAUAGGGAGAAGCACCAGCACUCAUCACCCAGGGCGUACAAGUGGACACUGCAGCUCAGUGAACUGGAUAAUAUGUCUGGCACAGAGAAGAUUGUUUUCCUCCAGGAUAAAUUGCAGGAAAUCAGAAAGUACUACAUGUCCUUAAAAUCUGAAGUAGCUACAAUAGACAGGAGGCGGAAACGGUUAAAAAAGAAAGACAGAGAAGUGUCCAAUACAGGAGCGUCUAUGUCCUCCGCAUCUUCAGAGACUGGAAUGAGUCCCUCGUCCUCUUCUCCCCCACAAAACACACUGGCUUUAGAAUGCAGGUGAUACGUGCCUGGUGCCAUGGACACUUAAUCCCCACCCCCACCCCUUUAAUCCUAUCACAUGAAGCACUCAACCAAUUUGAUAUUGCCAAGUUUUGGGGUAUUUCUUUUUUUUUUUUUUUUUUUUUUUUUUUCUUAAGGUCCCUCUGCUGGAUUGCUAUUUUUUAUUUUUAUUUCCAUUUCAUGUUUGUUUUUGUUUUUUUGUUUCUUUUCUUAAAUAAGAUCAUUAGGGUUAGUAGACUAUCAGCGAGUCUGCCACAAUGGCUUCUUGUUUUGUCCAAACAGAGGAAUGACACUUUUAGAAUUUGAGAAAUGUCUGAAUAAUAUUUUCAGGAGCUCCCUCCCAUGGAAUAUGCUCUCCUGUGCCCCAACAUUAAAAAAAAAAAAGCAAGUGUACAAAACAAAGAUCGGUGCACUAUUCCAAAUGUCACAGCAGCUGCACUUUUUGACAGAGCUGCAUUUUAACGUCCAAUAUUUAGUGUACAUUUCUGAAAGCACUUGCAACGUACAGAACUGCCAAAGUCCAAUGUGUUCAACAGAGUGCCCAGUUUUAAAGCUGUAAGCAAGACAAAAUAAGUUGUGAAGGGGAACGUAGUGGACUGAAAACGACAUGGAAACAAGUCUUCCACUUUUUACAGGAAUUUAGAGCACAGAAAUAUGCAACUAUUUUAAAUGUUUAUUAAUGUUUACAGUGGAACUGUGAAUGUUUUCAGUGGACUAUCUUAUCCCUUGGCAAAUCUAUUUUGUCUUUUUCUAUGUAAUUUCAGAGUUUUUAUUUUGUUACAAAAAGACAAAAAGAAAAUAUAUGACAACAGCGAAGUUAUUUAACAGGAUUUCUAAAGCUGAAUUUUUUUUUUUUGUGUAAAAUAAGGUAUUAUCUUGCAACUUGUUAAAUAUAUUUAUUCAGACAUUGGAUGUUGUAUUUUUAUGUAUUUUUUAAAAUAUUAAUAAAUAAAAAAAUGAAGAGAAGGGUCUAGCUUAGUUCUCUCUUCCAAUACAACUGUAGCUCUCAAUAUGAUUUUUUUGCGCUUUGGCGUUUUACAGAGAAGAUAUCACCAGAUUCUGUAACAUUUUUGCUAGUAAUUUUUUAUUUUUGAAUAUUUUUUUCUUGCGAGCUCCUUUUUAGGAUUCUUUUUAUUUUUUUUACAUUUAUUUAUUUUUACCUUUUUUUUUAUUUACACGUGGCCCUUCCAAUUUUUUAUUUUAUUUAAUAUACUGCCAAGUUAAGUUAUCUUCAACUGCUGAGAUGCAGCAUUACAGUAAAACAACCUUCACUUGAGAGGACUGUGCUUCAUUCCAUAGGCUAAAACAUUUUGUAAAUAAUCCUUCCUGAAUCUUGUAUUUAAGAGUUUUUUGCAUAUACAUUAUGUACAAAAGUGAUUUUUUUAUCAAUUUUUUAUUCAUUUGUACAUUAAAUGGGUUUUUAACCCCUUUUUCUGUGUUUAAUGUGUUGUAAAAUAAUGUAGAUUCUCUAGACCAAUGUUUCUCAACCAUCUUCCUUGAGGUAUCUGAACAUAGCGCGUCUUGGGGGAUAACCAGCAAUUCACACAUUUAAAUCUAAACAUCAAUGUAAAUGUGUUUAAUUAACAAUGGUUUUUUCUAACAAAGUCUAUCCCUUCACUGCCAUGAGGUCCGACUGACAUAUCGGCCCUUUUGACAGUGACGGAACUCAGAGCUUGGUUUCGCUGAGCUGUGCAGAGAAUGGUGAUGAGAAAUUACUCUAGACUGUAUAUCUCGGAUGUUGUUCGCAAAAGCUGAUAAUCUAAGCUCAACACUAGAAAUCAGUAGGAAAUCGUAAUAAAGAAUCAACAUGCUCUUUUUUUUAUUUUUUAUUAUUAUUAUUACUUUAUUAUUUUGUUUUUAUUUUUACGUUGCUGCCUUGUGAAGAUGUGAGUCUGAUUCUUUCCAGCACAGGUGAUUUAACUUCUCAGCUGCCAGAGGGGUUAUACAGAAACUACUCCUGUAAUAUGCACUUUUUCUGUCUUUCUUAAGCAACGCGGAGUUGUAUAUGUAAACAGCGCUCACUGAAGAGCAUCAAUAAAGGCCAUGGUUUAAACUUA